Molecule: messenger RNA, 6312 nt
Organism: Dermacentor albipictus
Lineage: Eukaryota; Metazoa; Arthropoda; Arachnida; Ixodida; Ixodidae
Biological process (GO): synapse organization
Cellular component (GO): neuron projection membrane
Source: RefSeq, a predicted model, not a curated record
UCAUGACGGCUUCCAUGUGUUCCGUCAUCGUUCAAAAGCUACCAGGGCGCCACCGACAGCUAUAAAAAAAGAAACCAAAACUGACCCCUUCUUCAAUUGGCAGCAUCGGCGGUGGAACGCAGACACCUUCCAACACUUCUUUCUGGAAUUUUGCAGUGCAGCGUGGGGACCAUUCUUCGACACCCCGCACGCAUGAGUGCCGGCAUUCUCGACCUGACGCCGAAAGGCAUCGCCUAAUACCUUCGAAGAACACCUCUUCCCUUGCGAAACAAAACCCAGCGUGGCAAGAAGCUCGGCAGGGAGAACCUUCAUUCGAUUUCGGUGGGCCGCCAGUGGAGGACGACGUGAAGCGGGUGAAUGUAAGAGAUGGAUAUGGGGGAAGUAGGAGAAGGGAGGGGAGGGGGAGAGAGCGAGAUAGUCGGGCGGCGGCGGUGCACCGGCAAAAUGCCUCCGCGCCUUCAUUCCUGGCUCGGUGGCGCACCUGCCCUAGCCUCUCGUGACGUCACUCAUGACGACACAAGCGAUGCGACGUUCUUCUUGCCUCCCCGCGGCCACGACCAGGGCGGCACCCCGCGUCGGCGGCCGCAAACAUUGAUCGCAGUCUGCCGGCUGACACGCUCGGCCUCGGACGGAGGAGACGCUGUCGUCGUUCCUCUGCCUGAGCUUGGGCCUUCUCCGCAUAGCAGAGCCCGCCGACGAUCCCGCGCCUCCAGCUUCCGCGCGGCGACAGCGAGCAGUGCCGGCUGCAAUGCGAAGCGCCUGGGCGCGCGUCAUCGACGAAACGCGUGGUCUUCCGUUGCUGUCCUGAGCGCUGCACUUUUCUUGUUGUACAGGCUUGAGCACCUGCCUUGCGUCGCGCUACCGUCUGAAGCGCCAUCCCCACCGCGGGAAGUGAAGGUGCUGCUGGACGCGUGUGCUUGAUGCUACAACGUCUGCCCGUUCCCGGGUAAUUUCGUUCUUUCUUUUUCGUUUUAUUCUUGGCACCGCUUCACCGGGGCCACGGACUGUAAUUUUGUGAUCGGUGCUCAUCCGAGUGCUGCCGGAAGUGGCGCGUCGUGUUGGGCAAGCGUUCAAGGUGUCGUGGAGAUGUGAACACUCGAAAGAACUUCGAAAAGGAUCUGGAUUUACGUAACUGUUCCUCACCGGCUGGGGUGGCUCAUUGACGGACCACUGGGAUUACCGCCACCGUGAUGGCUCAGUGACUGCCGUCGUACUGUGCGAAACGUCCGAGUUACGUUGGUGACGGCGACCGUCUGCAAGCACGUUCCGUCUGCCAAACGUGGAUAACCUCCUCUUCUCAGACAGCCAUAAACGUGCUUAACUGUAACGUGCUGGCGAUUGCCCAUCAGCGCUCUGCGACACUCUCACAAGGAAUUCCUACUUCGUGGUUGUCAGCCAGUGCGUUGCGGCAUUAGAGCUUGGCUGCUUGCGUAUGUUACACGGCACCUUUGGCCUCUAUCUUUAGCUGGCAUCUAAUGCUUAGAGGGGCAGCAAAGCGCGGAACGUUUCUACUGAACAUUACGUGGUAGGUGGCGGAUAACGGGAGUUUCUCACGUUCUUGCAAGGUGGAAGUGCGAGCACGAUUGGAUAACACUAUGAGGCGUUCCUGGGUGCUCCUGGAGCCACUGUUGCUGUGCCUCGUCGUCGGGUUUGAAGUGAAGGGGACGCAGCUGACAGACACGACGGAGACAGCACCCACGGCAACCAAGGCAUCGCUAGUCCUGCCCGGACCAGGGAUGUCGGAGGCGACCCGCACAGAGCGCAGCUUUCGUUCGGCGGCCUCGCCGAGCAGUGCCGACGAGCGGCGUGCCGAGGCGACCUCGUCGGGAAGCCCGCCGUCCGCACUGCCUCCGCCAGGCAGCGCGUCGCUGGUCACGGCUGUGGGAGGCAGCGGCGAGCCUCCGUCCCGGCCGAGCGCGUACUGGGACGACCCCCACUUCAGGCCCCGCUUCGACAACAGCACCGAGCGGAACGUCACCGCGCAGCUGGGCAAGUCCGCCUUCCUGCACUGCCGGAUCCGACAGCUCGGCGACAGGACGGUGUCGUGGGUCCGGCAGCGUGACCUGCACAUCCUGACGGUGGGCACGUACACGUACACGUCGGACCAGCGGUUCCAUUCGAUCCACCUGGAAGGAUCCGAGGACUGGACGCUCGAGAUUCGCUACACGCAGAAGUGGGACGCCGGCGUCUACGAGUGCCAGGUCUCUACCGAGCCCAAAAUGAGCCUGAACAUCUCGCUGUCCGUAGUCGUGGCAAAGGCACGCAUACCGGAGGGCAGCAACCUGUACAUCCAGAGCGGCAACACCAUCAACCUGACGUGCGUGGUGACGGACACACGAACGCCGCCAGUGUACGUCUUCUGGUACCACGAUGACCGCAUGAUCAACUACGACUCGAGCCGUCGGGAGGGAAUUCGCGUCGUCACCGAACGGGGACCAGCCACCACCGUCUCCAGGCUCCAGGUUCUUGACGCAGCCACUCGGGACUCUGGCAACUACUCGUGCAUACCAUCUUACGCAGACCCUGCAAACAUCACUGUGCACGUGCUCAACGGCGAGAAGCCCGCGGCCAUGCAGCACGGACGCCAGGGCAACCUGGCCGAGCGGUCGCUGUCCUCGCUGCUCCUGGUGUCGGCGGUGCUGCUCCUACACCGGCUCUUCUCGCACUUCGUGGUGCACAGAUAGUGCGACGGACACCGGGACCUUCCUCGCGCCUCCACCAGGCCCCGCCCUCGGAAGAAGUCGAACCACCCUUGAAUCGCGUGUAACGUGCACAGACCAAAACGGCGCCGUCGUUCGUCGACUUGCUUCGCAUACCACCACCGGCUUUCGAGCCCGCGAGAAGACGACGCCGGACGGAGUCGCCACCGCGGGCGCGUCUUUCGCUGCGCGUUCGGCGGUUGCCGCCCAGUUUGGCGCAGCUGCGGCGCUGUCUUUAUUCGCUCCGAGGCGCCGCACACGAACUGUGCGUCAGGGGUCUAAGCAAGCGUGCUUGCGUGACAACUUCUUACCGUGACGGUGCAAAUAUCACGCUUGACGUGACGCACAAGAACGAGUAUAAAGGGCCGAGGUUUAGUCCCUGACGGAUGUGAACGAUGAAGACAAAAAAGAACCGAAUCUAGGGCACUGACCCUUAGUGGACUCGGCACCGGCGGGCGCCGCCGCCACCUCGAAUGUUCAGAAACAGGGCUCCUGUCGCCAUGUGGUCAGUCUGUUCGAGUGCUUCGUUCGUGUUUAUGCUAUACAGUUUACUUGCUAAUUGCGCGCAAGCGUUGCUGUUGGAUCUCAUCACUAGACACUCUUCGAACAGUCGCAAGAAGGAAAACCAAGAACACCUCGCCUAUCGAAUCUUCCGGCGAAUGUGGCCGCAAAAUCUGGUCGCGCUGCUCUCGUCACAACUCUUCGGGGAAGUGCCACCUAUCUGUCACUUCUGGCAAGGACCCGAGCGCGACGAUGCUGAGUUUUUCGAUAACAGUGGGGCGUUAACAUUCCUCGAGAAGGCCGAAGAACAGUUUUUUUUUACAAGUACUGUUUAUAUUUGGGUCGUGAAGUGCACGUUAACUACCACGGGGACCCAGGAUAUUUAGUUCCUUUCAGUGCGCAUGUUACGAGAAAAACAACGGCUUACAUGAGAACAUCCUUAAUUAUACGCAAAAAAAAGAGACACAACAAAGCCAAGCGUACUGCAGAAAGGUUUCUGGUGAUGUUACGAAACUAAAGCAGUCUACUUUUGUGGAAACUCGCAAACUUCGUACGCGUGGAUUUCUUGGCGAGUAUCAGCUAGAGAUGUCGUGUACCAUAUUCCCUGAUAAAGAUGAUGAGCAUCCUUUGAGAAUAGAAACGUGUAGAUUGAAUGGCCGAGGCAAAGUCACAGUACAGUUAACGAAACAGCACGCGACGUCUACCCUCCUCUCUGAGUAACAUGCGUUCUCUUGUCGGAAGAUGUAGUGAGGUAAGUGAGACCCCAUAAGGAAGGAUACCCUCCGAGUUUUCUGGAGUGUGGUGAGCCUAUACGUGACGUUUCAGCUUUAUGGUGUGUGUUUUCCAUGAACACUUUUCCGGAAGAACUUUGCCAUCGUUAACAUCGCCACUCAAGCGCAUUUAUUCAUCAGCUUAAGGCAUGUUCAACCACAAUAAUGAAUACAUGCACUCUAAGCACACCUGUCUCGAAACAAGCCUUUGUUGGGAGCUCAGUCUGCUCAAGGCUUUGUUUGUCGCUAAGGACCCUUUUCGCGGCAUUUUGUCCUUGCUUUUUGUUUUUGUCGAUGUAGAUUAUAUUUUGUAUCGGUUUGCAUCACUGUCUACGCCUUUCUUUGUUGCUGUUAGUUUAAUUUCUCGAACGAGAUUUAUGUUGUCUGUACUCCGCCGGACGAGUAUGUGUGGAGCUUCUGCUUGAUCCGAAACAUUCUAGUCACUAUGGCAGAAACAUUUUCGUUCAUCUCACCAGAGGUAUGUCAUUUUCAGAUGUUACAUGAUACGCUAUUUUAUCACAUCGUGAGCGUUUCUACGAAAGAAAGUGUAGCAAGAAAGUAGCUUGUCCACGACCAUCCCCUCUAGAGCAUAAAUGCAUUGUCUCCGUAUGGGCACACAACAGCAGACAGAUUUUAAAUCUGCCGACAAACAGAUCCUGCGUGUUCAAUGUCUGGCAGCGCGUAUGCAUUUCUGAGUAGUAAACGUGCUGUUAACUGUUCUGCAAUGUCGACGACACAUUGCAUCCGAAACAAUUUCUCAAAUCUAGCGGCUUAAGCUUAAAGGGCAACGAACGUAUCCCUCUUCAAACGACACACUUGCUUUAUCACAGGUUCCCCAACAGGAGCCAAACGAAACAAAAAUAAAUCAAUGUUGAGAGCCUUUAUUUCGCCAACCCAUGCAUCUAGCACGGCGGUGCACUUUUAGUUAAACGGCAACAGCUAGUUCCCCGCACUCCAGCUGAAGUAGGUAGCGCCUCGAUUUGUUCCAACAACUCCAGGGCGUGUCACAUAAUCUCAGAUCCUCGGAGUUUAUAAAAUAUAUACCACCAAAAGGCAUGUAAUGAAGCGCUAUCAGGAUGUAAGCACCAAAUAUUGGGAAGCGGUCAAAUGCGUUGUGGACUUUCCACCGCCAUCAGCGCUGUAAGCAGCGGUAAAUUUAUGUAGCUGAUAGGCCUCCAUGUUCAUGAUCUCGCAACUCUUACUCUCGUGCACACAACCCCCCGCGUUAGCUGAGAGGUCGCGGGUUCGAUCCCAAUCGCCACAUUCCGGUGGACGCUCACGCUUAGGCACACGCCUAAGAACCCCAGGUGGUUAAAAUGAAACCCGCGUCCCACAUUAUGGCGUAACUCAUAAUUAGAUCGUGGUUGUGGCAUGCAAAACGCCAAAGUCUAAUUUUAUUUUUGACCAGAACAUCUAGUGCUCACUUUUUGAUGUUCGUUAAUAACGAGACCGCGCCUCGCGGUCACAUGCCUGCGCGACAUCAGCCCGGCAAGAAGUAGCGUCAUGUUCAAAAACGCGUUCCUCAUGUACGCUAGGUGGCGGUUGCGCAUUAUCCAAACAAAAACCACUCAACAGAUCGCUAUUCUUGACGAGGGCCAUGUAGCAGAUUACUAUAACAAAUAGAGGUUGAUUAAAUUUCUCGUCCAAAACUACACUUUCAUGCACCCAUGUGCACCUUCCCUCCCUAUAACAGCAGCUUCGGCUUUCAAACACUUCGUGCUGUUGCACUCAUCGCUCCGUGAAUCUUGGCCACUCCGCCUUAACUUGCUUACUGAACUAGUCGCGCUCUCUGACUCAGAAAAAUGUUAGUCGUUCCGAAUCGGCAACCGAAAUUAAUCGCUACAGGAGUGUACACGCAGAGUUGUUGUAGACAAAACUCUGCUGAUAGUCACCCCAAAUUUGCGCUUGCCUUUUGUUCCCGAAAAAAAAAAAGUGCUCCUUCGUCGUUGAGCAGGCGGCUAUGCCGCACAGUGUUCCCGAAGUCACCACUCAAAGUGCACGAUGGGCGGCUGUGACGACGACUGCGCUGGCCGACCACGUGGGAGAGACACAGUGGUGCGGCCGUGCUUGUGGCGCCAUUGCUUUGGACGAAUCGAAGGCUGUCGUCGCAAAGGCGUCCGGUCACCUGUGUGAGUGUGCGUGCGUAAUUGUGUUGUCGCCACUGCAUCCCCUGUGCCACCUACUUCCUCCAAGAUGAGCGGCACCGCCGCGUCGGUUCAUUAAUUAGUCUGAAAGGGUGGAGCGCAAGAAGACAGCGGAAGCGAAGACACGCGCAAGCGAUGCAGCCCAAGUCGUGGACGAAUAAAAAGGGCAGCCUAGCGCAGGCAGCCAUUGUUUGAACA